Pocillopora meandrina is the source of this 1308-nucleotide messenger RNA. NCBI's taxonomy places the organism in Eukaryota, Metazoa, Cnidaria, Anthozoa, Scleractinia, Pocilloporidae. The record is from the annotation of a GenBank genome assembly.
AUGAAGCAACAGUUGACGAUGAGAGGAGAUCGAAAAGAGAAUUUUCGAACACAACAGGAUAGGGAGCAAAGAUUGCGAGCGGAAUUAAACGAAAAAGAAACGACAGAAAUUCUGCUACGAAAACAGCUCAGAGGAAAGAAUUGUCAAGAAGCAAGCCUCCGGCGGCAACUGGGGAUGCAAAAGCGACAACUGGAGGAGAAAGCUAAGGGUGAUGAAACUUUACGAGAACAAUUUAAAGAAAUGGAACGAAGGUUGAGGGAAGAAAUAAUUGAGAAAGAUGCGAGACAAGUAGUUUUGUGUGAACAGAUCACAGAAAAGGACCAGCAGCUAAUGGAGAUGAUACAACAAUUGACAGUGACAGAGGAGCGAGAAGAAGAUCUUAAGACGCAGGUAAGGAAUGUAGAAGAACAGCUGAGAGAGAAUGAGGAUCGAGUUGAGAAUUUACGAACGAACCUGAAAGACGUUGAGCAACGAUUAACGCAGAAAGAGACACAAAAAGAAAAUUUACGAUCAAGCCUGGAGCAGAUGGAGCAAAGGAUGAGAGAAGAAUUAGCACAAAAGGAAACGAGAGAAACUGAGUUGCGCGAACAGCUUAGAGAAAGGGAGGAGCAGGCUGUUGACUGUCAGAGAAAUUUGAGCAGGAUGGAACAGCAAUUGUCAGAAAAAAACCAUCAAAAAGAAACUUUACUAAGACAACUUAGGGAGAUGGAACAACGGUCGAGGGAGGUUACAGCGGAGAAUGAAAUAAGAUAAAAUGAGCUUCGUGAACAACUCAGAGAGAGAGAGCAAGAACUGAGGGAGAUGGCGCAUCAGUUGACUGAGAAGGAGCAUAAAGAGGAGAACUUACGCGCGCAAAUAAGGAUGCACUUAAUGGAACAACGGCUGAGAGAAGAAAUGAUAGAAGAAGCUACUAGGCUUGGUGAACAACUUAGAGAAAGGGAUCAAGAAAUAGAAAACUUUCAGAUACAGUUGCAAGAGUUGCGUGAACAACUCAGAGAAAAGGAUCAGCAUUUAGCAAUCCUUCGAACGAAGCUGGAGGAGCGAUUUAGAGAAAUUGUAGCAGAAAAUGCAAAUCCACGACAACAGGUUGUUAACCUCGAGAAUCAAGCCGGAUCGCAGUCCAAUGAUUGGGCAAUUUCCUGGGAUGAUAUUCAGUUGACUGAUAAAAGCCUUGGAGUUGGAGGGUGGGGCGAGGUUUUCAAGGGCAGGUACUGUGGUUGUUCUGUUGCCGUGAAGCAAAUCCAUGAGGCAAUUAAUUCGCCUUACGACCAGAGUUUGUUCCAGAGGGAAAUUGAUAUUGCUUUGUGA